AUGUUUCAAAAGCCGAUAAAAACAUACGGGAGAAAACCUAAACCAGUAACCACAAGUGGUUCUGAUUUAAUGACAUUCCAUAGACAGCAUAUAAUUUCACCUUUAAGUCCUGAUUCGAGUAUUGAUUUUGAUAAAUAUUUGGAUAAAUCAGAAAAUAAGUCCAGUGAUUAUGACCCUUUUGAAACUACCUUUGACAGAGUUGUCAAAACUGCUAAAUUACCACCAAGAGCUUCAAAAAGGGAAUUAAAAGUCCGGUUUGUGGACAGUACGACAGAUUCAGGUGAAGAAUCUUACGUAGAAGAUAGUCAAAAAAGUGACCCUAAAUCUAGAUCCAGUUCUAUUGAAAAAGAUCUCGAAGAAGAUAAAAGUGAGGAAAACAAAUCAUUACCGGACAACUCUGAUUUAAAUUCAAAGCUGACAGAUGAAGAGACUCUUGAGCAAUCACAAGAUUGUCAGACCCCGGAUUCAAGGACUUCUGAUGAAUAUUUAAAUAAGCCACCGGCUGUCGAGUCACCGGAUCAGAGCCUACUUCAGCCGGUACUCGAUAAUCUUGAGAGUACUCAAUUACAGCCAUCAUUACCGCAAAAUGAUUUAGUCCCGCAGUUUGUUGACACCACGACGGAUUCUAAUGAAGAGUCAUUUGAGUUGGUAAAAAUAGAUCAAAAGUCACACAUAACACACCGAAAAAUUAGAUCCAAUUCAGUUGAUAAUGCCACGGAGAAAAUUACUAAAAGCUUGCCGGUGAAAACACGCGUGAGGAAGAGGAAGAUUAAAAAAAUCGGUAAUGACAGCAGCGACAGUGAUGCUAGCGUUAAAUUUUCUCCUGUUAGAAAAUCGAGACGAGGAAACAACAGAGUUUCAAGAGCUAAAGCUGGAUCUUUAGAACAAACAAAUAGAAUUAAAAAUUGUUCUGUUAUGCUGACGCGGUUAGAGUUGAAAGAAAAUCGGCUUAAUAAUAAUCAAGAGUUAAAAAUCAAGCCUGUUAAAAAUAAUAAUAAUAAUAAUAAUAAUAAUGAUCAUCGAAGUAGUUGUCUAGAAGCUGAGGUUAAAUCUAGAGAAUGUAUUGUACGGUUAUCUCAAUUAAAUAACAAUAAUAAUAAUAAUAAUAAGUCGACGAUGCAGAUGGAUAGUACUUUAUCGCAAACUUUUAUAAGCAGCACACCUUGCGAGCGACGAGUUGGCUUUAAAAAAUUGAAGCCCGGAAUAUCUCCAAUUUACACACCUAAUAAAGCUAGUAAAAAUUUAACAGUACCUCCCACGAUACUGCUUGAUGUUUCUACUGAGUUAUUUGGAGAUGAAGAAACUAAUAUGCUUGUUAGUAAAAAAUUGGGGUCUGCUGAAGAAGAGACGAGUAUUACAUCUGCAGAUUUGUUCUCUAGUUUUGAUGAGUUGCAGAAUCAAUCAGAAGAUUCUAGUGUGGUAGAUGAUACUAAUACUAAAGAUUCUCAGAUUAAAAUUGAUGAUGAAUCUUGUCAAACUUUAAUUGCGGGUAGUUUGUCAGGACAAAAUUCUCAGUCUGUAAAUGAAAGUUUCAAAUCUGAGGAAAUUAAAAGCCUGAGUGAUUCGCAGUCUUCUGUAAUUAAUGAAAUGGAUCAAAGAAGCUCAAUUGAUGAUAUGGUACUCGAUGAAAUUGAAGAGGGAAAUUUUGUUUCGGAAUUUAAAUCAUUUGAUAAUUUUACUGAGGAUAGUAAUAAAAAUUCAGAAUUAAGUAAUGAAAAUUCAGAAACAUUAAAAUUGAGUAAUAAAAAUUCCGAAAUAUCAGAAUUGAGUGAAUGUAUUGAAAAUUCUUUACCAAUUAAAAUAAAUCAAACUUGUUCAGAAAAUAUAUCAAUUAAUAAUGAUUCAAUUUUAGUUGAUGAAAGUAAAUCUGCCAUUGAAAGUUCAGUAGAAAAUAGUAAAGAUAAUGAGUUAAUUGACUCUUCUGAAACAGAUGAUGAUUAUCACUUAGUUGUUUCUAAUACCUCUUCUUCUAACAAAGAAGAUAAUUCCACGGAACACUCGAGCCAAGAAGAAGGAGAAGAGAGUAAUAAAAAAGAAGAAAUUGAGUCCGAUAGUAUUAAUGAAAAUAAAAAUUCAGUUGUAAAAUUAUCAGAGCCGUUCGUACUUCUAGAACGCUUGAAUAAUAUUGGACAUGUUACUACUAGACGCAGAGAUUAUCAAAGUUGGGCGCGUAACUUGGAUGCUAUUGCAGAAAAUUCAAGUGAUUUGUCGAAUAUCACUGAAAAAGUGUCUGAAUCUUCUGAUUUGAGUAAAAAGGUCGCCCGAAGGACUACUAGGAGCACCAAAAUUUCAUUGCCGAUGCGAAGAAGCACGCGCAUUAAAAGUGAUUCUAAUGAACCUGACGAGAGACCUAAAAAAAGCAGGGUCGGAUUUUUAGAACCGCUUAUUGAUAGAUUAGAUCUGGAAAAUGAUCUGGAUGCUAGAGUUUUGUACUUGAAGCCUGGAAAAUCUUGGGCAAGGUCGCUUUCUAUUUUGAAUAAUAUUCGCAAAGAAGAGGAUCUUGAUUUAAUGCCUAUUGGUAAUAAAGGAAAGAAAUGGAGGCAAAGUGUGCGGAAUGUUUUGAGUAUGCAGAGACAAAGUGUUGCUUUUGCUUGCGUAAAAAAUAAGGAAAAUGAGAAGAGUGAAAGCGAAACAUUUCACAGAGACAGACUGCUAUUAUCAAAGCGCAGCAGCAAUUUUCCAAAGGUAUCGUUAAUAAACAACCAUGAUGUGGAAUCUGGUGCCGGUCGUUUUGCCAGACGUAUGUCAAUACGCGUUGUACCUAAUAGCAGUAAAUACAGUAUUGUUGAUGAUAAAAUAAUUGAGGACUCGUCUUUCCUCAAAGCUUAUGGUAUUUCAACUGAUAGAAAUGAUGAAAUUAAAAAAAAAUCACUUGCGCCAAAAGAGUCUUUAGUCUAUCAAUUACGAUGUUCGAGUACACCAACACUGGAAAUCUUACCAGAACCAGUUUCUGCUAGAAAUGUUGUACUCCAACGGUGUGACCAGACAGACAGUUUGCCUUUUGAGUCAUGUUAUCCUGAUUCAUAUUUAAAACACUGUCGUAAAAUAGGAGAAGGGGUCUACGGUGAGGUAUUUCUUUAUGAAAAUAAAAGAGAUAAGUCUGUUAUUAAAAUAAUACCUAUAGAAGGCAACGAAUUAGUUAACGGCGAGCCACAAAAAAAAUACGGAGAAAUUUUAUCUGAGAUAAUUAUCGCUAAAGAACUCCACGACUUGAGGUUCAACAAAACGUACCAAAUAAAUAGCUUCGUUGAAGUUAAAAAUAUCAGGUGUAUAAAGGGUAAAUAUCCUGAUAAAUUACUACAACUGUGGGACGCGUAUGAUGAGAAAAAAAAUUCCGAGAAUGAUUCUCCGAGAAUGUUUACUGACGAUCAGCUAUAUAUUGCUUUGGAACUCGGUAACGGGGGACAAGAUAUGGAAGCAUUUGUUUUUAAUAACUCCGCAGAAGCUUACAUAACAUUUGUGCAGGCUGCCUUGGCGCUUGCUGUUGCUGAAAAGUCGCUGGACUUUGAGCACCGCGAUAUGCAUUGGGGUAAUAUUUUGAUCUCACGUACGAAUGAGAAGCAAAUGUCUUGUAAACUUGACAGUGAAGAGAUAAGCUUACAAUGUAAUGGUAUAAAAACGACGAUUAUCGAUUUCACGUUAUCGAGAAUGUCGUAUCAAGGAUGCUGUAUGUUCAACGACUUAGCUCUCGACCCAGCUUUAUUUACUGCUGUUGGUGAAUAUCAAUUUGAUAUUUACAGACUUAUGAAAGAAAAAACCAAAAAUAACUGGCAGUCAUUUGAACCGUACACGAAUAUUUUAUGGCUGCAUUAUACCCUUGAUAAAAUGGUUACUGCCGUACGGUACAAAAAUGUCACGUCUAAAACUCACAAACAGUCAAUUGAAAAACUCGAGGAGCUCAAAAAUACGAUACUUGAGUAUGAAAGUGCCUUUGAUUUUAUAUCUAAUUGCGAUAAAUUAAUUGGUCUUAAUCGCUCGAGUUGUUAA
Messenger RNA from Cotesia congregata, 3987 nucleotides. The record is from the annotation of a GenBank genome assembly. NCBI's taxonomy places the organism in Eukaryota, Metazoa, Arthropoda, Insecta, Hymenoptera, Braconidae.